GCAGCUCCUGUCCUCUCUCUCCCCCUCCCCCUCUUGGAAGCCCCUGAAUCUUGCUGCUUGCACUCUCUCUCUAUCUGCUUGUUCUAGCCGGUAUCCCCUAAUCCUUCUCCCGGAUACCUCAGCAGCCAUCCUUUCCUAUUGUCCCCGCCGCCCUUAGUUACCCCUCUGCUCCAGCCUGGGGGCUUGGGUACUGCUCCUGCACACACUCUCACACAGUGCCAACAGCCUCUCCCAUGAUUCUGAGCUGAGAACUUCACUGUCGCUGCUUCUAGUUGCUGCUAUCCUUAUCUAAUAUCCCAGAGGAUUAUGAAAUCUCUUCCAGUUUCAGGAUGCCUAGGUGCUCACAACCCCUUCUGGUGCCCGACACCCAAGAAAGCUCCUAACUAGGCCCCUGCUGGUACCGACCUAUUAUUGUGCAGGAGCCUGGCUAUUGUGGGGUUCUGCUCCAGCUGAAUCACCCUACUGAUUGGCAGUGAUCAUCUGCCUAGAGACCCCACUUCCACCGCAAAAAUGCAUCGGACCACCAGGAUUAAAAUUACCGAGUUAAACCCACACCUCAUGUGUGUGCUGUGUGGCGGAUACUUCAUAGAUGCUACAACCAUAAUCGAAUGUCUCCAUUCCUUUUGUAAAACCUGCAUCGUUCGGUAUCUGGAGACCAGCAAAUACUGUCCGAUCUGUGAUGUUCAAGUACAUAAAACCAGGCCCCUUCUCAACAUCAGGGCAGACAAAACCCUUCAGGAUAUUGUGUAUAAGUUGGUGCCAGGGCUUUUCAAAGGUGAAAUGAAGAGGAGAAGAGACUUUUAUGCUGCUCAUCCUUCUGCAGAUGCUUCCAAUGGCUCCAACGAGGAUAGAGGAGAGGUCGCAGACGAGGACAAGAGGAUCAUUACGGACGAUGAGAUCAUUAGCUUGUCCAUCGAGUUCUUUGACCAAAACAGGGCUGAUCGGAAGGGAAGCAAAGACAAAGAGAAAUCCAAGGAAGAGGCCAAUGACAAGCGCUACCUGCGCUGCCCAGCCGCCCUCACAGUCAUGCAUCUAAGGAAGUUCCUGAGAAGUAAGAUGGACAUCCCCAGCAAUUUCCAGAUCGAUGUGAUGUACGAGGAGGAACCGCUGAAGGACUAUUACACCUUAAUGGAUAUUGCUUAUAUCUACACCUGGAGAAGGAACGGGCCCCUUCCGUUGAAGUACAGAGUAAGACCGACCUGUAAAAGAAUGAAGAUAAACCCACACACCGACAGGAUAACCAACACUAGCGGGGACAUGGAAAGUGACUCUGGCAGCGACAAAGCGGGCAGCCUGGGUGGCGGCAUGCCUUCCACCUCCUCCUGUAUGCCAAGCCCCAGCACCCCUGUGCAGUCCCCGCACCCACAGUUCCCCCACAUCUCCAGCACCAUGAAUGGAACCAGCUCCAGCAGCAGCCACCAGAACCCCUUCGCCAACAGAGCAAGGAAAAUAUCCUUAAACGGAGCCUCUGCCAUCUCUUCGGGAUGAGGGCGCCCCCUAGGGAUGGGAGGACUGGCGCACCGCCUGGUUCCUAGAUCUCUCCAUACCAUUGCAGCUUUCUAGAUGCUAAUAUGUGUGGCGUUUUGUCCAAAUCGCUUUCUUUGUAGUGAAACCAUAUAUCGCCCAGGAGUGAAUCCAGAGGAUUAUUAUUUAAAGGUUACAGUGAAAGACUCUUGAAAGUGUUAUUUAGUUGGCUAACCAAUGGUAUGGGAUGUGGAUGUCGCGCUGGAUGCAGGGGAGGAUACUUUUGGAUGGAUGAGGCAUUGGCUUUAUUGACCUUGGAACAGGGCAUUGUUGGGCCACUGUGGAUAUACAAACCGUAGCUACACUAUGUGGGUGGCAGUUAGGAAUGAUCAUGUUGGAUGUACAAGUUGUGCACUUCCAGUGGAUACCCUUGGCAUCGCAUGGAUCUCACCCUGCUGGAUAUAUUGUGUGCCCUCUUUGAUAGCUCUGCUUGUUGGCUUACCGUGCCCUGGGCUUGUUGUGUUUGGGAAGGAUCCAAGACCAGACAAACGGUGGAUUAAGUCAUUUGGAGUACAAGGGGGAUCUCUUGGGAACAGACCCACCACCAGCUCUUUUCUGUGUGUGGACUAAUAGAAAGCGAUCAUCUUGUCACAUCCAGCCGAGAGAUACAUAGAGACGCAUCUAUGUAGCCAUUUCACUGUGAAUAGCGUUAGCCAUGUUGAUUUCUUUCUUUUUUUUUCAUAUUUCAUUUGUCCUGGCACCCAAUUUACUACCAGAGCACCCAGCACCCCAGAUGGCAUAUCUGGAAGCAAAUUGGUUCAUUUGUCGCUGCACAGAAUUGGUCAAGUUAUGAAAAAAAAAUCAUGAAACAAAAAAGAAACGCAUUGUUUUCCAGUUUUACAAUCUUUGCCUAAAGAAAGCGGGUAUUACCGUUUUAUUUUAGUGACUUGUAUAAAUGAUUCGCUUUUGUAAGAAUCAGUUGGCAUUCUGCGUGUUGAACAAUGCCAUAUUGGUAUAUGACAUAACAGGAGACAGUAUUGUAUGAUAUAUUUAUAAAUACUAUAAUGAAAAUUAUUGUGUUUCAUGCACUCACAAAUGAUUGUUAAGGUUCAUUCUUUUUUUAAUUAUUUUUCCCAAAAAUCUAUCCGAAUUGUCAGUUUGAUAGCACAGCCUUGAGGAGUCCCAGGGGCACAAGUCUGUUUGUCAGCAUCAAGUCAGUAUGGUUCCAAGCAAUAAGGGCCCACAGUGUGUUUGUUUUUAACUCUCCUAAGUACAGUGUAAAAUCCACAACUUGUUUGGGAAGUACCAGCUGUUUGCAGUGUUAAAUUAAAACUAAUAAUAUUGCUAUUAUCUGGUAAAAUGACCCCCCCCCCCUUCAGUUAAUAAUGAGUUUCUUACAUCUCUUCAAGGACCAUUUUCAUAAUUAUCUGAAAGGUUUUUGAUUAUUGCCCCCACACAGCUGUGACAGAACUACAUCUCCUAAUCUACCUCCAUAGCCAAUUAGUCAGGGGGUACUAGGGGUUGUAGUUUAGCCACCAGUAGAUCUGCUCUGAUCAAGCUCCUUGCAUCUUCAAUAUAUUGGCCCAGAGAGUUGACAAUAGACUGGCUUGGAUCCAGCCUGGUGUCUGCUGAUCAUUGAGUGUAAUGUUGGUAAGGAAAUUCGUGGCACAUCAUUUCAUUGUCUCCAGUCUACAAAUGAAAGAAGCACAAUUCUAUUGCUUUCUCUUCUCGCUUAUAGUCAUUAAACCGUUACUUUUACAUAUUCCUGGUAUCCCGUUUCAUUCCUCUUCUGGGAAAUCCUUCAGUCUGGUGAAAGACAGCAGCAGUCAUUUGUUCAUUGUUAGUAACCAGUUUUCCCAACAGUAUAUCUGUUCUUAAAACAAUAUUGUACCGUUUACAUAUAUGCUUAAUAUGUAUUAAACUGUGCUGAAACGA
Molecule: messenger RNA, 3399 nt
Organism: Xenopus tropicalis (tropical clawed frog)
Lineage: Eukaryota; Metazoa; Chordata; Amphibia; Anura; Pipidae
Gene: bmi1
Product: BMI1 proto-oncogene, polycomb ring finger
Exons: 10
Coding region: 511-1488 (325 amino acids)
Cellular component (GO): nucleus
Source: RefSeq, a predicted model, not a curated record